Messenger RNA from Glycine soja, 1872 nucleotides. Its product is annotated as probable transcription factor KAN4. Gene Ontology annotation, molecular function: transcription cis-regulatory region binding. Gene Ontology annotation, biological process: abaxial cell fate specification; regulation of DNA-templated transcription. The record is from RefSeq and is a predicted model, not a curated record. Lineage: Eukaryota; Viridiplantae; Streptophyta; Magnoliopsida; Fabales; Fabaceae. The transcript has 6 exons. Gene Ontology annotation, cellular component: nucleus. The coding region runs from base 466 to 1458 and encodes 330 amino acids.
UCACUUACUUUUCCUUCAAACCACCAUCCCCAAAAAACUCUGAAUCCUUUCUCUUUCUCUUCAUUUUUUUAUUAUCUGACUAGUAGUGACAAGUAGUCCCUGGAAAAUUAAUUACUCGAUCUCUCAGUCUCUCAACUUUAAUUUUUUUCCCUAUGGCAGUGUUCUUUCAACCCUAGUGGGGAUCCUACUAAAAAGCCUACUAUUGCCUUACCAACACAAAUCAUAAGUCACUCAUGAUAUAAUCAAAGCCCUUAAUAAAACCCUUCCUUUUCACCUCUUUCAAUUCAUUCCUUUCCAUUCCCCCCUUCAUCAAUUCUUUGCUUUUCUGAACUCGUGUUUUUCCACAUCACAUCCCCAAUUAAACUCUCAAGUACUCUCACCCCUUCUAGCUAUUAAUAAUUUCAUUACCUUUUGUAUAUUUCACCCCCUGAAAAACAAACCUAUUAGCUAGAUCUUCUAUUCUCCAUGUUCACUAAUUCACAAACGGUAAUGCAAACCUUACUAUCAUCACCUUCGGCGGAGCCAGACCUCUCCUUAAACAUAAGCCCUCCCUCUAUUUCAGAUUCCGAAGCAGCCAAAGAUGUUGUUGGAAGCUUUGGAAAAGUGCUUUACAGUGAUAUUUGUUCAACUUCUGAUUCGGGUAGUAGUGGAGGAAGUGAUUUGAGCCACGAGUUCCACAACCUUGGUCAUCAUCAUCAUCGUGAGCCCACAUUGAAGUUAGGCUUUGGAACCGUGGAUUUGAAUCCGCAUCAUCAUCAAGUACAAGGUGUUCCAAGAAGCUUCAAUCACCACCACCACCUCCUUCAACCUCACAUCUAUGGCCGCGAUUUCAAACGAAGCGCAAGAGUAGUUAAUGGGGUCAAAAGAAGCGUUAGAGCUCCUAGGAUGAGAUGGACCACAACCCUCCAUGCCCAUUUUGUUCACGCGGUUCAACUUCUUGGUGGCCAUGAAAGAGCAACUCCGAAGUCUGUGUUAGAGUUAAUGAAUGUUAAGGAUCUAACCCUAGCACACGUCAAGAGUCACUUGCAGAUGUAUAGAACAGUGAAGAGCACUGACAAAGGCAUCAGUACUGCAGGUCAUGGGCAGACAGAUAUUGGAUUGAACCCAAGGCUAGGGAUUAAUGUUCAUCUGCAUGCACCUUCACCUAUUUGUGACACACCGAAUUUACCAGACCCAAUUCAAAAUUCACACAGGACACCGUGGCAAUCAUCAAUAGAGACAAAAACAGACAACAGUAGACAAGAAGAACCCGAAAUCGGUUUGACGUAUUCUCACCUCAAGGGAAAUAAUAAUAAUGAAACCAUGGUGGAUGGGCACAACAAUUCUGGAGGGUUGGAUUCUUCCCCUUUGUCACGUUCCUCCGAGGCAAUGCUUGACCUUGAAUUCACCCUUGGAAGGCCCAAUUGGCAAAAAGACCACCCCGAAUCAUCAAGAGAGUUAACUCUUCUCAAGUGUUAGAAUCAAAUUAAGGGUGUUGUUAAUUAUUAUUCUUAAAGAUAUUAGUUAAGGAACCAAAAGAAAAAAAAAUAUUUAUUUUAAAAAUCAUAGGAGAUUGAAAAAAUUUUUAUGGACAAUAUAAUUUUAUAAUUCUCAAUAUUUUUUUUAAUUUCUUAACCAAUGUCUUAAGAAUAUAUAUUAAUAUUUAUCCUAAUUAAAUAAACACAACACUACAUCACACAUUAAUUCACAUCACACCCCCUUAAAUUUCCUUGUCAUUGAAACACCGUACUAGAUGAUAUAUGUGGAGGGAAGAAAUUAUAAGAGAUGAAGGGAAAUUAUUCCUUGUGAAUGAUUUUUUAUUGGUGAUGUAUAUCGUUCUGAGUUGUGUCUGGGGAGAGAUGAGGAAUGGGAUAAAAGGGUUUUGCUAGAAAA